AUGAAUCCUUUUAAUAAUAAUUUAGUCGAUGUAGCUAUCGAAGUCAAAGCAAAUAAAACUGUCAAGCUUGUUCCUGCUAUAGUUUGGUACACUCCAAACAUCUGGUGGAUAUCUCUCAAUCGAAGAAUAAAAUGCAAUUUAUCAAGUCCUGUAGAGUGUAAUGUAGUAAGAAUACAAAGUCAACCAGAGCACCCCGAAGCAUACUUGUUCUACGCUGCCGAUAUCAAUAGAUUUCCACUUCCAAGAGAUCCGAAUAUAAUUUGGGGACUGCUGCAUGACGAAUCGCCUAUCAACAGAAUGAUGUUCUUCUAUGAAAAAGCCCUGAAUCUGUUUAAUUAUUCAGCCACCUUCAGUAGAUACAGCGACGUGCCUUUACCAUUGAUGACGUUAAGGGAUUUAGAUUCCAUAACAUCAACGCUAUACUUCGUUGACACACAAACAAAGAAUGUUAAUAUCGACGAACUAGCUCCUGUGUUGUACAUACAAUCCAAUUGCUUCACUGCUACUGAAAGAGAUUUGUAUGUAGAAGAACUAAUGAAAUAUAUUAAGGUUGACGCUUACGGUCAUUGUCUUCACAAUAAAGAGCUACCUUUACAUCCCAUGUAUGUAAACCCUAUAUCAAAAAAAGACUCGUAUUCGUAUAGGUAUCAUUUGUACGGUCAAGAGCUUCUGACUUUUAUGGGGAAAUACAAGUUUGUGAUAGCAAUAGAAAAUGGAAUCUGCAACGACUACGUAACAGAGAAGUUCUGGCGAACAAUAGAAGUUGGCGCAGUGCCUAUCUACUACGGCUCCCCUCUCAUCAGGGACUGGUUUCCUAACAACAAAUCAGCCAUAUUGAUAGAGGAUUUUGCCACACCGGAGCUGCUCAGCCAACACCUACACUACCUUCUAGAAAACGACACGGCAUACGAAGAAUAUCUCGUACACAAAACUUUAGGAGUUAUAGGAAAUCAGAAACUAAUCAAUGAAAUAACAGUUAGACCAUAUCAAAGUAAGCUUGAAAAUGUUGUAAAACAGUUUGAAUGUUUUGUGUGCGAAAGGAUUCACGAAAAACGAACUAAUCCUGCUGUAGUGACAAAGAAACACUUCAACUGCCCUGUUCCAAAAUCGGUGUUGACAAGAACUGAAAAUCGGGAUAGUAUUUGGAUCCAGUUUAUGAAUGGAGCGAGAAUAGAUGUAGAUCGAUUAUAUGAGGAGAUUGGAUCAACAAAUCAUACGCCACGUUGUUCCAAUACUAGUUGGUGGUAG
Messenger RNA from Pectinophora gossypiella (pink bollworm), 1248 nucleotides. Its product is annotated as alpha-(1,3)-fucosyltransferase 10-like. Bases 1 to 1248 code for a protein of 415 amino acids. Lineage: Eukaryota; Metazoa; Arthropoda; Insecta; Lepidoptera; Gelechiidae. Gene Ontology annotation, molecular function: alpha-(1->3)-fucosyltransferase activity. The record is from RefSeq and is a predicted model, not a curated record. Gene Ontology annotation, cellular component: membrane. The transcript has a single exon.